Messenger RNA from Salvelinus fontinalis (brook trout), 3068 nucleotides. RefSeq names its product complement component C8 beta chain-like. The transcript is spliced from 4 exons. The coding region runs from base 975 to 1319 and encodes 114 amino acids. Lineage: Eukaryota; Metazoa; Chordata; Actinopteri; Salmoniformes; Salmonidae. The record is from RefSeq and is a predicted model, not a curated record.
UUGUGUUCAAUGUGACAAACCAGGGUUGUGUUCAUUGUGACAAACCAGGGUUGUGUUCAUUGUGACAAACCAGGGUUGUGUUCAUUGUGACAAACCAGGGUGUGUUCAUUGUGACAAACCAGGGUUGUGUUCAUUGUGACAAAACAGGGUUGUGUUCAUUGUGACAAAACAGGGUUGUGUUCAUUGUGACAAACCAGGGUUGUGUUCAUUGUGACAAAACAGGGUUGUGUUCAUUGUGACAAAACAGGGUUGUGUUCAUUGUGACAAACCAGGGUUGUGUUCAUUGUGACAAACCAGGGUGUGUUCAUUGUGACAAACCAGGGUUGUGUUCAUUGUGACAAACCAGGGUUGUGUUCAUUGGGACAAACCAGGGUUGUGUUCAUUGUGACAAACCAGGGUUGUGUUCAUUGUGACAAAACAGGGUUGUGUUCAUUGUGACAAAACAGGGUUGUGUUCAUUGUGACAAAACAGGGUUGUGUUCAUUGUGACAAAACAGGGUUGUGUUCAUUGUGACAAAACCAUUAAGGAACAUUUGGGAUUGGAAUUUCAGUUUACUCCCCGAAUUGACUGAAAUGGAAUUGGCACCAAACCUGAAGGUCCUAAAAGACAACUAAACACACAGUGUGUGUUGACUAACUGUUCAGGGAAGCUCUGCUAUGGGAAGCUAGACAUUGGGAAACACAAAGUACAGAAGUCAUGUUUGUUGGAGUGUUUAUUUGAUGUUGUCCCAGACCACCAAACCAAACGACUGACCCAGGGUCAGAGCAUAAAGAUGAGUCUAUGUCCCCGAUAAUAUUCAUCAGUGUGUUUACAGACAGACCUACUGAACAUUCACACACACACGCGCACACGCACACACACAUACACACACACAAAAAGAUUGAACACACUGUUGUGUCGUCCGGUUGGUGUCAGUCCUGAUCCACCACCACUACCUUGUUCUCUGGAUCCAUGUUGAAGCCUACAGUCAGCCCAUGCUACUGCCCCUCUGUGCUGCACUGUGCUGGCUCCUACUCUGGAGGAGGAACAGAUGGAUGAUGAUGGUGCUGAUGACAAAAGAGGACACAGUGAAAGGCAGCAUGGUGGAGGACUUUGUCUCUGUGGUUAGAGGGGGUGACAGUGAGUCCAUCACCUCACUGGCUGCCAAGAAGCUGCCCACGACACAACUGAUGAGACUGUGGGGAGAAGCUGUGCAUUACAACCCUGACUUUAUCCGCAGAGCGAAGCGAUUGCGAUAUGAGCUGGUGACCUCCAGAGACUUCUCCCGUGCUAUCUCCCUGAAGAAGAACCUGAUGAGACAGCUCCUGCCGCUAUGCUAAACAUCGUCCCUCCUGCCUGCUUCAAAAACAGAUGAGCUUUUCUUAAAAGACUCCCUCCCUCCUCAAUCCAACUAUACUUUAGAUUUAUAAACCUAUGAGAGAUGGCGAUGAUGAUGAUGCUGAGGAUGAUGAUCAUCAAAAUGAUAACAAUGUCUUCAUCUCUCUCAUUAGGCUCUAGAUGUGAGUGUGUGUCCAUCUGGCUAAAGUGGGCUGGAAUGUGAGAUCACCCAACGACCAGUUCAGCCUCUUAAUAAAAUUACCUUCACCUGUAGCUUAAACAUCUCUAUUUAAUUUCCACAGUAUUGCCAUUUACAUACUAUUAUGGAGGUUUAACCGUUUAACCUUUGACCCUAACAGAUAUAGCCAUAGCUGGAGCCUGCUGGGGUUCGUGGUCGCCCUGCAAGGAGAGGACUAAGACAAGGAGCCACCAGUGUAACAACCCUGCAACAGAGGCAUGGCCUGCAGAGGACUGGAAUUGACUGUUUCUGAUAUUGUCCCAGGCUCUUAAUUGAGAUAAAGCUAAUAGGGGCGGCAGGUAGCCCAGUAGUUAUAGUGUUGGGCCAGUAACCAGCAGGUAGCCUAGUGGUUAGAGCGUUGGGCCAGUAACCAGCAGGUAGCCUAGUGGUUAGAGCGUUGGGCCAGUAACCAGCAGGUAGCUUAGAGCGUUGGGCCAGUAACCAGCAGGUAGCCUAGUGGUUAGAGCGUUGGGCCAGUAACCAGCAGGUAGCCUAGUGGUUAGAGCGUUGGGCCAGUAACCAGCAGGUAGCCUAGUGGUUAGAGCGUUGGGCUAGUAACCGAAAGGUUGCUAGAUCGAAUCCCCGAGCUGACAAGGUAUAAAUAUGUUGUUCUGCCUCUGAACAAUACAGUUAACCCACUGUUCCUAAGCCAUCAUUGUAAAUAAGAAUUUGUUCAUAACUGACUUGCCUAGUAAAGGAAGUGUUGUGCCUGUGUUACAGUAUGUUUUUUAUAGUGACAGUGAGAUAACUGAGGAGAUAAAACUGAGGAGAUAAAACUGAGGAGAUAAAACAUAUUCGGCACAUGUGACAAACAAAAUGAUUUGAUAAUCGAGAAUAUCUUUAACUGUUUUUAUUUCUGAACAAACCUUUUAACCCUCAUCUUUCUGGCCAGAUAAAAAGACAGAGUUGGUAACAUAAUGAACAUCAUUGGUAUUCACUCCUACGUCCUGGUGUAGUUUUGAAAUCUGUGCCCCCUGCCGUGCUGUGACCCGUCUGGCUGGUGACAUCAACAGCGUUGGUUCUGGGAGGAGGAGCCAAGGCAGGUGGCGCCCCCAUCUGGCUGGGGGUUGUCACAUGACCGUCGGCGGGUCUUACUUCCUGACUGACAGGAAGACCACGCCCCCCAGCAACUCCAGGCCCCGUCCGUCGUGGAACCUAUCAGACGACAGAAUGCCAGGCUCUGUGUCACCCACUCAUCUAAUUCUCUACACCUACUAACUCAAGAGCAUAGUUACUGUAGUAAGGUGUGGCACUUGCUGUCAUCUGAUGGCAGAUAUAAGUAACUGCAUUUAAUAGCACUGUCACGCCCACCUUUCCUGAGGGUGUCCUCGCAGGCUUCCCCUCUGAAGCCCUGCUUGCAGAUGCAGUAGCAGGAGGUCUGGGAGAGGACAGGGAUGCCGUCAUGCCUGCAGGGGGCACAGCGACAGGAGUUGAACUGGAGCAGGUACUCCUCCCACGCCCUCCUCAGGUGGGCCGGCCGCGCCCCCACGUGGUCCCCAACUGUGCUCAGACG